Molecule: messenger RNA, 1869 nt
Organism: Colletotrichum navitas
Lineage: Eukaryota; Fungi; Ascomycota; Sordariomycetes; Glomerellales; Glomerellaceae
Product: HCO3 transporter family-domain-containing protein
Exons: 4
Coding region: 1-1869 (622 amino acids)
Biological process (GO): monoatomic anion transport; transmembrane transport; borate transport
Cellular component (GO): fungal-type vacuole; basolateral plasma membrane; plasma membrane
Molecular function (GO): borate efflux transmembrane transporter activity; solute:inorganic anion antiporter activity
Source: RefSeq, a predicted model, not a curated record
AUGGCUCCCGACCCCGAUGACAAGUCAGUCCUGCCGACGCGCCGCCCUUCACCCGGCAGCCUUGACGCCACCCGGGCCGACGCCAGCGGCACCGGCUUCGCCCGCAACGCCCGUUCCCGCGGCGCCGGCUGGUGGAAGGUGAAGCUGUUCCGCGGUAUGGUCAACGACGUACGCCGCCGGGCCCCCUUUUACGUCAGUGACUGGGUCGACGCCUGGGACUAUCGUGUGGUGCCAGCUACGGUCUACAUGUAUUUUGCAAACAUUCUACCGGCGUUGGCCUUUUCUCUCGACAUGUUCACGAGCACCGGCUCGACGUACGGCGUCAACGAGGUCCUGCUGGCCUCUGUCCUCGGCGCCGUGGUCUUCUCCCUGCUGGCGUGUCAGCCCCUGGUCAUUGUCGGCGUCACCGGCCCCAUCACCGUCUUCAACUACACCGUGUACGACAUUGUCAAGCCGACCGGCAUCAACUACCUCGCUUUCAUGUGCUGGAUCGGGCUGUGGUCCCUGGUAUUCCACUGGAUUCUGGCCGUAACCAACUCGUGCAACUGGCUACGCUACGUGACGCGGUUCCCCUGCGACAUCUUUGGCUUCUACGUCGCCUUCAUCUACCUCCAAAAGGGCAUCCAGGUGCUCGAAAGGCUGGGCGACGCCGAACCCUUCUACCUCUCCAUCGUCGCCUCGCUGCUCGUCUUCAUGGUCGCCUACGCCUGCGCCGGGCUCAGCGGCAGCGGCCUGUUCCAUUACCACGUGCGCGUCUUCCUCAAGGACUACGGCACGCCCCUGACCCUCAUCUUCUUCACCGGCUUCGUCCACAUUGGCAGGAUGGAGCCCGUCCAUCUGGAGGUGCUUCCGACCGGCAUCGCCUUCAUGCCGACGACCGACAGGAGCUGGCUUGUUCACUUUUGGGAUAUCGACGUCGGAGACGUCUUCCUGGCCAUUCCAUUCGCCAUUCUGCUGACCAUCCUCUUCUGGUUCGACCACAAUGUCUCCUCCCUGAUCGCGCAGGGGACCGAGUUCCCGCUGAAGAAGCCGGCCGGGUUCCACUGGGACAUUUUCCUGCUCGGCCUGACGACCGGCGUCGCCGGCAUCCUGGGCCUCCCUUUCCCCAACGGCCUCAUCCCGCAGGCCCCGUUCCACACCGAGUCCCUGACGGUCAAGACGUCGCACGCCGAGACGGACGAGAAGGGCGAGCUCAAGGGCAGCCAUGCGACCAAGGCCUCGCACGUCGUCGAGCAGCGCGUCUCGAACCUGGCACAGGGCCUCCUCACGCUCGGCACCAUGACGGGGCCCCUCCUCGCCGUCCUGCAUCUGAUCCCCCACGGCGUACUGGCCGGCCUCUUCUUCGUCAUGGGCGUCCAGGCGCUCGAGGGCAACGGCAUCACGCUCAAGAUCCUCUUCCUCCUGCGCGACGGGGCGCUGACCCCGCCGGGCCACCCGCUGAAGCGGAUCCGCCGCCGCGCCAUUUGGGCCUUCGUCGCCGUCGAGCUCGUCGGGUUCGGCGCCACCUUCGCCAUCACCCAGACCGUCGCCGCCGUCGGCUUCCCCGUCUUCAUCAUGCUCCUCAUCCCCGUCCGCGCCUGGCUGCUGCCGCGGUGGUUCUCGCCCGAGGAGCUCGGCGCGCUCGACGAGCCCACGGCGUCGCCCUUCACGAUGGAGGGAAUCGGCGGGGUCUACGGCGGGGCGGACGCGGGCGACGACUCGGACGGCACGCGAGUGUCCGGGCACGGCGACGGUGUCCUUGCGUCGGCUGCUGCUGCUGCUGCGCCGGUGAUGAGCCGGGAUGGUGCGGUGGAGCUGGGGCAGUUUUGCAGCGUGGAGAGCGCGGGCCGGACCACGAGAAGAGUGGGGCAAGCCGCCGCGGCUGACUGA